AUGGCGACGGUACAGCUUCCCAUGACAAUGGAGGCACUUGUUGGCGGUCUGGAGCCAGAGGGCGGCUUUGAUCCGCAGUUCUGCCCAGUCAAAGCCCUGCCCAUCAAGAGAACGCAUCGCGUGCGCACGUUGCCUGGCUUUCACCUACUCUGCCUGGAUGCUGGCAAGGAGGCUAUGGCACGGGGAAGCUAUGAAGCCUUCGGGCAGCGUUUUCAAUGCGAGGGCCUGGAGUAUCUGCACCAAGACGACAAGGUCUUCGUCUGUCCGCAGGAUCAGAAGGCAUUUCUGAACCAGAUGUCCAUGAGAUAUCACCAGUAUAUCCGGCAUGAGCUCCAGGAGCGCAAGGCUGAAAGGAAGCGCCUCCGUGAGCGUGCCGAGGAGAGAAAAGCUCGAGCUGACCGGCAUCGACAGCAGCCAGAACCAGCGAGGGCAGUUGUUGCGAAUCCAACUCCUGCUGUCUUUCCAGAUCCAGCAGGACUGGAUGUCAAGCACAACCUCGUCUCCAGUGUUCCUGAAACGCCGCCGCCUGUCAACAACGAGGACUUCCCGGAGGCGAAGUCAUCGUCAAAGCCUCGAAAUGAGGCUGAUCCGAGGCUGGCGUCCACGUUGACACCCCUGCCGGUACAGACAACGCCGCUGACGCCGCCGCCAUCUACUGUGCCAGCUGAUGACCUUUACGGUGACCUGGGUGGCGAGCAGGAGUCGAAGCGGCAAAAGACUGGCUCCACCUAUGCAAGUGCCAUGACAGCGAUGAUGACUGACGAUUUCGACGACGACGACUGA
This is a messenger RNA of Symbiodinium pilosum, 783 nucleotides long. NCBI's taxonomy places the organism in Eukaryota, Dinophyceae, Suessiales, Symbiodiniaceae. The record is from the annotation of a GenBank genome assembly.